Colletotrichum godetiae is the source of this 1149-nucleotide messenger RNA. RefSeq lists its product as uncharacterized. NCBI's taxonomy places the organism in Eukaryota, Fungi, Ascomycota, Sordariomycetes, Glomerellales, Glomerellaceae. The coding region runs from base 90 to 917 and encodes 275 amino acids. The record is from RefSeq and is a predicted model, not a curated record. The transcript is spliced from 3 exons.
GUAAGGUACCUCUCAUUCGUGGCCAAAGGGUCGGAGCGGGCACCCGACGUCUCUUCAAACCUCAUCUCAUACUUUUUGUGUUCCCCAACAUGACCGGCCCGGUUGGGACUGGGACUUGGGAGGGCGAAUUUACUAUUGAAGAAGAAAAGAGAGCAACACACUGUCCAUCUCAGAUGUCGGGUCGAAAAGCCCCAAGUCAAAGCAGCCAGCGCAGCCAGCCAAAGCCGAUGGCGAUGGCGAUGGCAAUAGCCUUCAACAAGGCAUACGGUCUUACUCACCACAGGCAAAUGUGUCAAAAUCGACAUCGCCCACCAAAGCCACACGUCCGGGCGGCCGGUCAGAAGAACAACCUCACAACACAAGAACGGCACGUCUUGGGCCGUCCUGUGCGUACCCGGUUUACCCGCCGACCUGCUGUGUUGCUUCUAGCCUUCUGCUGUUGCAUAGCACUCUGUAAUCCCGUCAAAGUCACCUCCCAUUAUCAGACGCCCCGAGAAUUCGGCACUGGUAGCCGCCGUUCUAUGUACAGACGAAACGACAUGACUCGUUACGAAAAACCGGUGACGGUAAGCGACGGUACCUCAAUACUUUGGACACGAAAAUGGAUUGCCCUGAAUAUCGUCCACCACGGCGCGGGUAAAGAAAGCCGUUCAAAUUUGAACAAGUCGCGAGUACCUCUCCUUUUUUUUUUAAUUUUUUUUUUACCGCUUAUUCGUGUUGCAGCUCAAAACGCCCGCUUGUCAGGCGCCGGCCUUGCUUCGAGACGGCUUCCCAGCCAUUGCCCCUCUAAAGCCCCAGAAAAAGAACCAACUUCGUCGUACCUGGCUCCAUCACGCAAUAUGUAUCUUUUCAAGUAUACACGACGUUUACAUCUUUGUUCUAAGGUUAACGUACCUCCCUUGCAAAUCACGGCAUGAUAACAACAAGUCCCCGGCAACAGCCCAGACCUCAUAAUAAAAAUAUGGACACUAAUAGCAACAGCCAUGUUCGUCCUAAGACCGUCAAUUGCAACAUGCGGACACACGAACCAGGUUUUCUAGUUGCUCCAAGGCAACUACACGCGUCUCUCUCACAAUCUCACAGACACACACACACACACAUACGCACACUCUCUCCGACAACCUCGUCAGAACCCGAGACUUUUUGUUU